AUGGCUCCCCUCCGCAGUGCCAUCCAGGUGCCCUCCAUCGUCGCCCUGCCCGGCGGGGCGCUUAUAAGAUGCUCCUUCUCUUCCCUCCCUCGAUCUCCUCACAAUUCUCCAGUUCUCUUCUCGUCUCCUACCCCUCACCUCCAAGCCGGCCUAGCCAACCUUGCUGCGUGUGUCUCCAGAUUCGACCCCUGCUCACUUACCUUGGAUUUCCGAAAUGGCAAGUCCACUCGUUCGAUCGGCUCAGACGCCGGAUGGCUACCUCCAAAUUUCAAACCCAACACCUUGAAAGAUAUCGCCGUCGUAGAGCGCUACUGGCGAAAGUUUUGCAUUCAGUCGAAUGAAGACUACGUGGACUACCUUCUUCGAGAGGACCAAGCGAUCUAUAUGAAUUUUUUCGACUGGAUGUUCAGAACAUCACGAAAGAAGGGACUCCAGACUUACGAUGAGUACUGGCGCCGCCUUUGUCAGUACUUCGAGCUGUUUUCCCGUCUCCGCGUCGGCGAUAACGCCCAUAAACAGAUGAGACGGGUACGAGCAUUCCUCUUGUGCUAA
Molecule: messenger RNA, 552 nt
Organism: Penicillium cinerascens
Lineage: Eukaryota; Fungi; Ascomycota; Eurotiomycetes; Eurotiales; Aspergillaceae
Exons: 3
Coding region: 1-552 (183 amino acids)
Source: RefSeq, a predicted model, not a curated record